UAAUCACUAAUAUAAACAAACAGAUAGCAAUUAAGCAUAAGAUAGAUAAUUGGUGUAAGACACUGAUAGCAAUAGAAAGAGGAGGAUCGUUUGUUAGUGAAGUUGGGCUCUUAACCUUAUGUUUAGAGAGCCUUAAUUUCAGAUCAAGUGGUCAAAGAGCUGUAAGCACAGUCUUGAGCUAUGAUAAAACAAUUCUCAAGUGGUCAUUGCACUGCCCUUGCAGUCUUGGAGCUACGAGAAAGUAUCAUAGAUGA
Messenger RNA from Racocetra persica, 254 nucleotides. The record is from the annotation of a GenBank genome assembly. NCBI's taxonomy places the organism in Eukaryota, Fungi, Glomeromycota, Glomeromycetes, Diversisporales, Gigasporaceae.